CGUGUCGUUCAUUAUGUUUCAUUUCUUUACUUUACUCCUUUCCAUUCCCUGUUCAGUGAUCAUCAGCAGCAGGCUCACACUUUCCUUCUUUGUUUCUAUGGAAACAGGAACAUAAUGGUACCACAUCUGUGGCGUAGCUCUCUGUGUAUCUGUUAAAUGAAUGUUUGACAGGAACAAGAACAAAAGGGAAACGCGAGGUGAAGAUGGCUUUAGCAAGCGGUCACUGGCUGGAGAAAGAAGUCAGGGGGGAACCUCCAAGUCCAAGACAUGGUCACGCUUUGGCUGUGGCGGGAAGCGUCGCCUUCCUGUUUGGCGGAUCAUGCAGCAUCAGCCCAGAGGUCAGCCCUGUUUACUUCUCUGACUUCCACAUGCUGACAGUUACUCCUGACGAGGUUAGCUGGGAGGAGAUCCCUCAGAGUGGAGAAGUUCCAGCUGCCAGAGAAGGACACACACUCUGCCUCGUCAAAGGGAAGCUGUUCCUGUUUGGAGGAGCCUCCCGUCCUGAAGCCUCUGAAUGUCUCCCAGGUGUCUACAGCUUUGACGUCGUGUCUCUGACCUGGGAAUGCCUCUCAACCAGCGGCGUGGCUCCCAGAGGUCUCCGCCACAGCUCUGCCGCUGCUGGAGACAACAUCUACGUCUACGGAGGCGUAGUGAAGGGGGACCCUACUGAUGACCUACUGGUCUUCAACACAGUGUCUCUGACCUGGACACCGGUAAAAACCAGAGGAUCUCCUCCUCCUGCUCUAUGGGGCCAGAGCUUCGCUCAGGCUGGAGAUCAGGUCUUCAUGUUCGGAGGUUAUGGAGCAGGAGGGGAAUUCUGUAAGAACCUUUAUGUUCUUAAUACAGAGAAGCUGCAUUGGCAGAGAUGGGAGGUGAAGGGAGAUUGUCCUGCAGCCUGUACCGGACAGACAUUGACUGCACACCAUGAAAAGGACAUUUAUCUAUUUGGAGGAAAGUUCUCAAAUAAAGAUGCAACAGUGACAUCAUCCAACGAAAUCCAUAAGCUCAGUAUUUCAAAGAUGAAGUGGAAGGUUCCACUGUAUGUUGGGAUUCCUCCAGCCCGGCGACAUGGCCACGCUGCCUUUAUCCUCCACAGUCAUCUCUAUAUUUUCGGAGGGAGGAAUGAGGAGCAGGAUUUUAAUGACCUGAAGGUGAUGAAGCUCAUCAACCCUUCUGAGAGACAACCAGGUAAAUUAGGUGCACCUCUAAACCUUAAAGGAUCCUCAAGCAACAAAGUCCUAAUCUCAGUAAAACAGAAACAUUUCAGGUUAGAAAUGUAGAAAAGUCUGAUCUUCAACAUUACAACAUUGAUUUGGUGCAAAAAA
Molecule: messenger RNA, 1325 nt
Organism: Cyprinodon variegatus (sheepshead minnow)
Lineage: Eukaryota; Metazoa; Chordata; Actinopteri; Cyprinodontiformes; Cyprinodontidae
Product: rab9 effector protein with kelch motifs-like
Exons: 12
Coding region: 204-1280 (358 amino acids)
Molecular function (GO): protein binding
Source: RefSeq, a predicted model, not a curated record